GCGACCGGGACGUGGUGCGGAACCGGUGCCGGGAUCCCCCGUCCAGUUCCGGAGCCCGGCGAUGAGGAGCGAUCUGUGAGGGGCCGUGCCAGCGCCCGGUGCCCGUUAUAGUGCCCCUCCGGGCUUCCCCUCCCGGGGCUGCCGGUGUUCCUGGUGAUAAGAUGGAGCCUUCCCCAUUUAACAGAAGACAAUGGACUUCGCAGUCUUUGAAAAUCACGGCAAAAGAGCUUUCUCUGGUCAACGGGAACAAGUCAUCAGCUCUUUUGGAGAGGUUCUCCAGGUAUCAGAAAGCAGCUGAAGAAGCCACUGCUGAGAAAAAAAGAAGUAGCACAGAAAAUCUUCCCCUUCAUUUUAAAAGGGGGAAUCUGAGCGUGCUAAAGAAGAAGUGGGAGAAUCCAGUGCUGGGAACGGAGUCUCGGAAGGAAACGCUCCGAAGCAGCUGUGCUGAGGUUGGGCACAAGGUCACAAGCUCCGGGCUUGGAGUCGGGAACAGCCCUGCUUCUUGCUCAGACCCGGAGCAAAGCCCAGCAGCCGGCACCACAUCUCACGCCCAGGCCUCUUCUGGCACCGCUGGCCAGCUGCCGGGUCCCGGUGUUGACAGCAAGAAGUCUAAAAGCCACUCAACAGAGAGUGGUAAAAUGGAAAACUGUCUGAGAGAGCCCAGAGAAGCGGAAAAGCCUGAAGCUAGUGAAAACACAGACUCCUCCGGGAAGAUAGAGAAGUACAGCGUUCCGCUGAACAAGCUGAAGAUGAUGUUUGAAAAAGGUGAAGCGGCUCAGACCAAGGUCCCUAGAGACCAGAGGAAGACAGCAGUGAGUAGGAGGAUUUCUGAAAACAGCUUCUCUUCGGAAGACCUUGAUGUUGGCCAAGGAGAGAGGAGCCACAGCACAUCAGGGCAUCUUGUAGAUACUAGUCCAGCACUCAGCCCAGAUAGGGCAGAGACCAAGAAAAGCCUGGAGAUGCCCCGCUUAUCAGAAACCUCGAUAAAGGAUAGGCUGGCGAAAUACCAGGCAGCUGUUUCCAAGCAGGGCAGUUCCACAGGCCUUGUUACCACGAAUGAGAUUCAAGCCAGUGAAAGUGAACUCAAGAAUUACAAAUCUGAGCAGAAGGAGAAUAUGCCACCAAGUUUUGAGGACUCCAUUUCCUAUCAGGAUGGGGAGAAGGUUUCCGUCGGUGAAAACAGCUCGUCUUUCCACUCCAGCCUUUCAGAGGAUGGCAAUGUUGGACAAAACCUGGAAAGUGAGACAGAAGUUCAGAAACCUGUCGGCACAAAACAGCAAAACUCUGGUUCCAAAUCACUUGGCCAGGCAGAUGCAUCUCUGCCAAAAGCUGUGAAGAAGUUUCAGUUGCCAGCGAAGGAAACCUGCGUUGGGUGUCAGAAGACUGUGUACCCAAUGGAAAGGCUCUUCGCCAACCAGCAGGUGUUCCACAUCAGCUGUUUCCGCUGUUCCUAUUGCAACAGUAAACUCAGUCUUGGGACAUACGCUUCUCUGCGUGGGAAUAUUUACUGCAAGCCUCACUUCAAUCAGCUCUUCAAAGCCAAAGGCAAUUAUGAUGAAGGCUUUGGACACAAACAGCACAAGGAAUUAUGGGCAAGCAAAUCUGAAUGUGAAGAAUCCCCGGAGAAAACUCUCCAUGGUGUAAAUGCAACAGACAGUCCUCAAAACCCAGGAGUAGAGGAUGCCCCAAUUGCAAAAGUAGGAGUUCUGGCAGCAAGUAUGGAAGCCAAAGCCUCAGCUUUGCCUGAAAGAGAAGAGAGACCAGCAGAAACAAAAAAGCUCAGGAUUGCCUGGCCGCCUCCAUCUGACCAAAGUAUUCAAGGAAGUGCCCUGGAUGAGGGCAUCAAAGUAUUCAAACCCAAAUGGCCCCCAGAAGAAGAGAAUUCCAAGCCAGAUGUGCUGGAGGAUGUGGAUCUGGAUCUCAAAAAGCUGAGAAGAUCUUCCUCACUGAAGGAGAGAAGUCGUCCCUUUACGGUAGCAGCCUCGUUUAGAACAGUAUCUGUUAAAGGCCAUAAAACAGACAAUUCAGCUUCUCCUAAGGCAGAGAGAGAGACGUUGAAAAGAGGUGAGGAACUAGAGAGAGAGGUGGUGGACAAAAAGCAAAAGGAAAAGAAGGUGGAGAAUAGGAACAUCCAGAAUGCUGAAGAGAAAAAUACGGAGGAAGAGCGGGAAUUGCCAGUUAUCAAAACAGCAGAGCAUAACUUCGUAGAAAAUGGCCAGGCGAAUGAAGAGACAGAUGAGGAAGAACACGGUAUGGAAGAGAAGCAGACCCCAAAUGAAGAAUUCCUCGAACCCAAUUCUCCUAAACAUUCCAACUUAUCCAGUGUCUUGACUGCUAAGGAAUCAUCUCCUAACCAGAAUCGCAAAUCCCAAGAUGUUGGUUUCUGGGAGGGUGAAGAUAUGGAAGACCUCUCUGUGGAAGAACAGAUCAAAAGGAACCGUUACUAUGAAGAUGAUGAUGAUGAAGAAUAAAUUGGCCUUUUACUAUAAAACUUGCUGCAAGGUGCUGGGCCUUUUUAAUUUGGUGUUUUUAGCUUUAACAAACAGCUGCCCUCCAUGCAAGUGAUGCUGUACUGCACAUUGACAUUAAGGGAAUCAGAUGUACAAAUUAUCUCAACCAGAAAAGUACUGUGGGAGCCUGCAAAGAGGAUACUUAGGGGCAUGGAAAUGAGAAUCUGUGGCUGUGGGGUGGCAUCAACAGGUAGUGGCUGUCCACAGGAUGAGAACAGAGCUCUUCUGUACUCCUGUUGUCUUAUCCUUUUUGAACUCUGGUACCUGAUUCGUUAACGACUUACAGAAUGCCCCUGCGCUCUCGGUGGUGUGGAGCAGGCUUUUUGUAAUAACACUACUUUUACCACUACAAAUGCGACUGCAGUGCUUAGGGACCAAUUUCAAAGGGACUUUGUGACCUGCUUUAAAACUGGUAACUAAAUGCACUUUAAUACAUGUAAAGGGCACAGCUGUUUUUUUUUUUUAUGAUAAUAAAAGCAUUUGGUUUUACUUUGAAUCCAUCAGCUAAAGCAUUUUAAAUUGAGUGCAACGUUACUUUCUUUCUCAAAACUGCCAAUGAUCAAGACCUACUACUCCAUUUUUCUCUCUGCAACUGGAAUGGUGUGCCCACUGCUGGAACAAACGUAUUUUAGUGCCGAUCCAGAAGCUGCGCUGACUGACUCUUUGAGGGCAAGUCAGUAUUUUUGCAGGAGCCUGCAGGGCAUUAUUUUUGCAUUUCAGAUGCAUCUGAAGUGUGUUUUUUGACUUUUUCUUCCUUACAGUUCAUCAUAAUUCAUUUAAAACUGCAGAUAACAUUUUAAGGCCUUUUGUCAAUUUUGAAAAUUUACUUGUAUCAAACUGCCAUAAAUCUUUUCAUUAUGGCUGUGAAAUUCCACUGCAUUAUGAAAUCUUUGGAAUAAAACCAUAUGAACGGUGAAACUUUCUGAUUGCUAGCAUUGAAGCUUAGUAUGUUUUUAAACUUGACUUUGCAUUUAUUUUACAAAUAAUGGAAUCUGGUGGAAGGAGGAUGUCCUUUUAUAUUCGCUUUUAUUUGUACUGUACUCAUGAGAAUUAGCUCUAACUAUAUUUGAGGUGUAAAAUAUUCUGCUUUCUUAACAGUCCUGCUAACUUCAAUAAAGUUUGGUCAUUUACAUAAAAAAAAAA
Oxyura jamaicensis (ruddy duck) is the source of this 3653-nucleotide messenger RNA. RefSeq names its product LIM domain and actin binding 1 (gene LIMA1). Bases 162 to 2471 code for a protein of 769 amino acids. The transcript is spliced from 11 exons. Gene Ontology annotation, molecular function: actin filament binding. Gene Ontology annotation, cellular component: plasma membrane; actin cytoskeleton. Lineage: Eukaryota; Metazoa; Chordata; Aves; Anseriformes; Anatidae. Gene Ontology annotation, biological process: actin filament bundle assembly. The record is from RefSeq and is a predicted model, not a curated record.